AUUACUCUUAUAUUGUACGAAAAGAGAUAAUUCUAUUUUUUGAAUGUCAAAUAUUAUAUAUAUAUUUUGUAUCAAUAGUCUAUUGAUCUAUUGUCUAUUGAAACUUUAAGAUUAAGUCCAUUCCUUUAUACUAUCAUUUGGCGUUAAUUUUCGAAGAAUGGCUAGAAAUAUAUAUGAUAAUGAGGAAAAUUAUGAAUCGGAGGAAAAAGAUGAAAACGAAGAAUAUUUGAGAAAGUUCAGUUCAGUCAAGGCACGUUUAGAACGUAACUUUGAGAAAAUGAAACGAAUGCAAUAUGAUACCUUGAUAAACUCUAUGUCCGAAGAGCAUGAACGUGAAGCAGCCUUUCGUGAUUACUUAAUAAGUAUACAGUUACCAAGGGAAGAUGAGGAUUCUAUGGAUGACACAGAUUUCUUAAUGGAAAAGUUAGCUUUUGAUGGAGGCAUUGACCCAUUUGUAGAAGAUGAGGAAAAUGUUUUAGGUUGGUUGUUUAAAACAUAGCAAUGAUAUGAUUAUGUAUGUUUUUUUUUGUGU
This is a messenger RNA of Teleopsis dalmanni, 532 nucleotides long. RefSeq lists its product as uncharacterized. The coding region runs from base 158 to 499 and encodes 113 amino acids. Lineage: Eukaryota; Metazoa; Arthropoda; Insecta; Diptera; Diopsidae. The transcript is spliced from 2 exons. The record is from RefSeq and is a predicted model, not a curated record.